Messenger RNA from Selaginella moellendorffii, 501 nucleotides. Its product is annotated as GDSL esterase/lipase 6-like. The record is from RefSeq and is a predicted model, not a curated record. NCBI's taxonomy places the organism in Eukaryota, Viridiplantae, Streptophyta, Lycopodiopsida, Selaginellales, Selaginellaceae. The transcript has a single exon. Gene Ontology annotation, molecular function: hydrolase activity, acting on ester bonds. The coding region runs from base 1 to 501 and encodes 166 amino acids.
AUGCGAUCUUGGCUUGCGUGUUUGGAUGGUCAAUUCCUCAGCUUAGGACCAUCUAUAUGGGAGAUUCAAUCUUUGAUGUGGGAACUAACAAAUACUUAUGGGGAAACACGGUAUGCCAAACCAUCUGGGAGGUGCAGUGAUGGAUUCAUCAUCCCAGAUCUGAUAAACAAGGCCCUGGGUUUGCCCUUUUCCAGGCCAUUCCUGGGUUUGAAAGUUGAGGACCAAGUUUUUCCUAGUAUCAACUUUGCAUCUGAUGGUAGUGGAUUACUCAACUCGACUCAUUCGGACUGGGGUGUCGUGCCAUUUAGUGAGCAGCUAAAACAAAUCAGGGAAUUCUCCAUGAAGAUCUCCAAGAAGAAUCUCAUUGUUGUGAUCUCUUCUGGUGGAAAUGAUAUCGCAGCAAAUCUUCAAAACAUUAUGGAUGUGGACUUGGAAGGGAUGUUAAUGUCAUUAGAGAAACGUUUGCAACAACUUUACGAAUAUGGAGUGUUGGGCCGCUAG